Molecule: messenger RNA, 762 nt
Organism: Aspergillus clavatus NRRL 1
Lineage: Eukaryota; Fungi; Ascomycota; Eurotiomycetes; Eurotiales; Aspergillaceae
Product: polysaccharide lyase family 20 protein
Exons: 1
Coding region: 1-762 (253 amino acids)
Source: RefSeq, a predicted model, not a curated record
AUGGUCAAAGCCUCCCUCCUCGGCGCAGUCGCCCUGCUCGCCUGCGGCCUCACCGAUGCCACCCAGAUCUUCAGCAACCCCGGCACGCUGACGGGCUGGGACCAAAUCAACCACGAACACUCGGGCACCGUCAAGCAGGUCACGGACGUCGUGUACAAGGGCCCAAGCGCGCUCAAGAUGACCCAGAUCUACGACUCGAGCUACCGCGGCCGGUACCACUCGGAGGUGGUGAAGAAGAACGUCUACAAGCGCGGCGACACGGGGUUCUACGGCUUCGCGUUCCGCCUGCCCGAGGACUGGCAGUUCUCGCCCGCCCAGUCGUACAACAUCGCGCAGUUCAUCGCCGACUUCAGCGACACCGGCUGCGACGACUUCAUGCCCUCCACCAUGGUCUGGCUGGUCGGCACCCAGCUGCACUCGCGCGUCAAGCAGGGCACCAUCUGCGCGCAGAAGACCAAGGACUUCCCCAACCUGGCGACGGUCACGGCGGGCGACUGGCACAGGAUCGUCAUCCAGUCGAAGUGGGAGUCGGAUGGCACGGGAUUCUUCAAGCUGUGGUUCGACGGCGCCAAGGUGCUGGACCAACGGAAUCUCGCCACGACGAUUGAUGAUUCUCGCGCCUUCCAGUUCCGUGCGGGGCUGUAUGCGAACGGAUGGCAUGAUGAUAAGGGCAUGAAGGGUUCCCAGGGCACCAGACAGGUCUGGUAUGAUCAGAUUGCCGCGGGAUCGACUUUUGCCGAUGCGGAUCCGGCACAGUGGUGA